This is a messenger RNA of Aspergillus alliaceus, 467 nucleotides long. RefSeq lists its product as uncharacterized. Lineage: Eukaryota; Fungi; Ascomycota; Eurotiomycetes; Eurotiales; Aspergillaceae. The coding region runs from base 88 to 324 and encodes 78 amino acids. The transcript has a single exon. The record is from RefSeq and is a predicted model, not a curated record.
UUGCGCUGGCCGAGUUAUCUCAAUUAUCAUCAAACUGAUGCGUGAAUAUCACACUCCCUUGAUGUUUACCUUGUAACAUUUAUCCGCAUGAUAUCUCCCCGCAGCCUUUUUUUUUCCUUUUUUUCCUGGGCUGUCUGCUAUCUCAUCACUUGCUUGAACCGUGAAUGUCAUAUCUGUCCUUCACUUCUCCUUUGUUUGUUAUUUACACCGCUCCUCUUGGUGGUCUGUGAGAUACCUUCAACGGCGUUUACUGUAGACGGAAAUGGCUAUCUCAAUCUGGUGCUCUGCGGAUUGUCUUCCCUCUAUCUGUCUGUGUCUGUAUAAACCGAAUUAUCUUCAGUAACGGCAACGUUCCUUAUUUAUUGAGGAUAUUGGAGGUCUCGCGUAAUAUGUAUGUGCGAUCUCAGGUUGCAGCUCAGUACGGGGAAAGAUAGGGUUGAUGAUAAGUUCCCCAACUCACUACACGA